AUGGAUGAAGUCAAACCAGAUCGACAGCUGAAAGGCAAAACCAACUUCAUCAGUUGGAAACGCGAGUUUGAGCGAGCAGCCAGAGCAAAUGAUGUUCUUGAGUUUCUCACGGGCGAAGAAGUCGUCCCUCCCAAGCCCAACAAAGACGAAUACUUUGUGAGGGACCUUGACACCGAAAAUCGUCGGUCCAUCCGGAUCAAGAAAAGUUUAAGCCCGUCAACCGAUGACGAAAACGAGACGGAUGCUGGCCAGGCAGUUGUCUUGAUGACCAACAACACACUCCGAUGGCAGAUCGAUCACAACGAACACAAGAAUGCGAAGGAAAAGAUGAAACUUGCAAGCAGAUUGCUCGACGCUUGGAUUUCCGACGGCAUCAACAUCGAGAUCGAAGAUUGCGCAGACGCCAAAGAAGCUUACGACUUUAUCAAAAAGCGAUACGCAGUCACAAAUGAACGUGCGCGUGAUGUCCUGUUGAAUCGGUUACACGAUCUCAAGCUGGAUCAUUGUGAAUCUGUGACCGACUACACCAACCAAGUACGCCAGAUCAAGGCUGAUCUCAGAACGGUCAAAUAUGAUAUGACUGACGACAUGUUUGCAACCGCUCUUCUUCAUGGCCUUCCUCCUAGCUAUCGCAGCUUCAAAGAGAAGUAUGAUUGGAUCAGGUCGACCAAACCUGACGACUCCCCCGAUCUGGACUAUCUUUUUGAACGCAUGCAUGUGGAAGAAAUGCACCAACUUCAAAUUAAAGAAGAGAGGAAGGCCAGAGACAAGGUCAAGAGAGAUGCGAGCAACAGCAGUACCAUGAACAUGGACAAUCCUACUCGUUACAGGCCGAGACGGGAGGACAGACAUCACCUCAAGUGCACCUAUCCUGGCUGUGGCAAGACUGGCCAUAGCGAAGAUAAUUGCUGGGUUAAGAACCCCGAGAAAAUUCCACGAUCUCUCAAAGAAAAGUCCACCAACAGGGCCGUUGUCACUAAUGGCAUGGGUGGUGUCGUAGAAAUGAAUCUCACCGACUCCAAAGACACCUAUAUCCGGACUGAUGCUCUAGAUGCAUAG
This is a messenger RNA of Penicillium samsonianum, 1059 nucleotides long. RefSeq lists its product as uncharacterized. The record is from RefSeq and is a predicted model, not a curated record. The transcript has 2 exons. Lineage: Eukaryota; Fungi; Ascomycota; Eurotiomycetes; Eurotiales; Aspergillaceae. Bases 1 to 1059 code for a protein of 352 amino acids.